ACAGGAUCAAUUUUACUUGAGAUUAACUAUUAAACACCAAAUGCUUAAGGAUUCUUCAAGAUGGAGCGAAUAAAAUAAUUAUCUUUAUUCAACUGUUUUCAGUUACGAUUAUUCAUUCAGUAUUCAUGUAAAAUUCAAAGUGAAGUUUAUCACCAGUGUCUUAUAUUUCAGUGUAUCUGAUACCCCCAUCAAUGUUGUCCAGCUAAGGAAACAAAUAACCAACAUAAGGCAAAGAGCCAAUGAAAAGCUGGACAACAACAAAAAGACUGGUGGGGGAAAGACUUCAGCGUUCACUCCCAGUGAGAAGCUAUGGAUGGAGGCAACAUCCAAAAAAGCCUCUGUCCAUGGCUUAAACACAAGCCUUGACACCGAAGGAGCUGUGUGUGCCAACAAGGCCUUGACAAAUGCUAGAAAGCUAGUACUGCCAGAUGACCAUGACCUAGGUGCUUUGUGUGCCAGCAUAACUGUGGCAGAUACUGGUAAGCCACUACCAGAUGAGCAUGAUCAAGAUGGCAAGGCAAAGAAUGAUGUUUCCCUGCUCAGAGUUUCAAACUAUGGACAUUCUUCAGGCAGCAGUACAGAAAGACGACGUAGGUCAGAAAAGGAAUUAGAAAAAGACAACUUAACUCUCGACAACAAAAGAAUAAAACUUGACACUGAAAGAAUAAUAAAGGAAACUUAUAAAUUAGAAAAGGAAACAGCGAAAAUCGAAAAAGAAACAGCGAAAAUUGAAAAAGAAACCGUGAAAAUUGAAAAAGAAAUAGAAAAUAUAAAAUUGAAAAAAUCAAUUUUAGAAUUAAUGUUGUCAAGACUGGCAGAGGAUCCCCAUUCUGUCAGUUUAUUAGAUAAAUUUGAUUUUGAUUUUUAGCUAUUGUAGUCAUCCGAGCAUCGGCGUCUGCGUAACCACUUAUGUUAAAGUUUUUGUAAUACCUCAAAUAUUUUCAAAGUCCAUUGACAUAUGGCUUUGAAACUUUGCACACUUGUUCACCAUCAUGACCCCAACCUGUAUACAGGAGGAGGUAACUGUAUAAAGCAUUUGGCAGAAUAAUGCUCCUUUUUCCACUUAGAAUUUAUAUUUAAGUUUGCAUACCACCUCAGAUAUUUUCAUAUUCUAUUGACAUCUGGCUUUGAAACAAGUUGAUAUUUUAUACUCUUCUUUUAGAGCAUAAUAGGACUUUCUUCAAGGCCUAUAACUGUUACAGGUUUAAAAAAAAAUUGCCUUUUUGUUAACUUAGAAAAUUUUACAUUAUCAAGUCUGUCCAUCUGUCUGUCCAUCACAAAACUUGUCCGGAAUACUCCUCAUAAACUACCAGUGCAAUUUCAUCCAAACUUUACAGUAAUGAUCAGUACCAAGUCUAGUUGUGCAUAUUGUCAUCUAUUUCAGGUUCAAUGAUUUUUGUCAGAGUUAUUGCCCUUUAAUAAUUUUUAUUUCUAAAGUUUGUUCGGACUUCUUCUCUUAUACCACUAAUGCAAUUCCAUUGAAACUUAACAGGGUUGAUCUGUAGCUCAAGUCCUUGCGCAUAUUGCACGGGUUUUUCCGGUUGAAUGAUUUUUGGCCGAGUUAUGGUCCUUUGAUAAAAAGGUGUUUUUUUUUUCUGUGUGUUGCCAGAUACACAAAAAUUUGUCCGGACUACUCAUGAACUACUGAUGCAAUUUUAUCCAAACAAUACAGGAAUGAUCAGUACCAAGUCUAGUUGUGCACUGUCUGUCCGUCUGUCACAAAAUUUGUCACAACAUGAAAUUGGCCAUCAUGAGGCGACACAUGUGAUCACUGAUCGCUCUUGUUUUACUAUCAAGCACUAAGAAUAGUAGAGCGUUGCUGCCCUACUGACAGCUCUUGUUAAGACAAAACUAUAGCCUUUUUAGAUCACCUUUCACAAAGUGACAGGGUGAGCUUUUGUGAUCGCUUUUUGUCUGGUGUAGCUUUUGUGAUCGCUUUUUUGUCCGGCAUCCGUAAACUUUUACUUUAAAUGACAUCUCCUCAGAAACCACUAAGCCAAUUUCAUCCCAACUUCACAGGAAUGUUCCUUUGGUGGUCACCUUUUAUAUUUAUCUUCUUUUAAAAACCCAAAGAGCUAGAGCUUAGAUAUUUGGCAUGAAACAUUUUCUAGUGAAUUUCUACCAAGUUUGUACAAAUAAAAGCCCUUGGGUCAAAAUUGGCCCCGCCCCAGAGGGUCAUUGAUUUUCCCUAUAUGCACAUAGUAAAAACUUAAAAAAUCUUCUUUUAGAGAACCCAAAGAGCUAGGGCUAAGAUAUUUAGCAUGAAACAUCUUAUUAUGGAUGUCCAACAAGUUUGUUCAAAUAAAAGCCCUGAGGACAAAAUUGGCCCGCCCCAGGGGUCAUUCAUUUUCCUUAUAUGUGUAUAGCAAAAACUUAAAAAAUCUUCUAAAGAGCUAGAGCUAAGAUAUUUAGCAUGAAACAUGUUCUAAUAAGUGUAUACUAAGUUUGUUCAAAAUAUGUGUCAAACGGCGAUUUCCCACAAUAUGCUCAUAGGAUAAAAGGUUAAAACAACAAUAGGCCAAUUUUGUAAAAACUAAGAAAGAUCAUUCCUUCUAUUUUUAUAGUGUAGAGUCUUUUUGUCAGAUAUUUUGUAUUUUCAAAUAAUAAUCCUCAAGUCAUACUUUGCCCUGCCCCAGGGAACAUAUAUUCUCCAAAACUCAAUAGGGGUCAUCUACUGGUCAUAAACAAUCACCAUACCAAGUUUGAAAGUUCCUAGGCCUAAGGAUUGUUUAGUUAUUGAUCAGAAACCGUUUUACCUACAAGGUUGAUGUGACCUUGACCUUUGACCCCUUAACCCCAAAAUCAAGAGGGGUCAUCUGCUGGUCAUGACCAAUCACCAUACCAAGUUUGAAGUUCCUAGGCCUAAGGGUUCUUUAGUUAUCACUCGGAAACCAUUUGGUCUUCGGACCGACAAGUGCAAAGCAAUGUACCCCCUCUUCUUCAAAGUGGGGGCAUAAUAAAAGAAACUAAAAAAAUCUUCUCUAAAUCUACAAGAGCUAAAACUCAGUACCCAUGGUAUCAAAUAACUCCAUAGCAACCAAUGACUUUUUAUUAGCAAACUGGAACUUUGCUAGCAACCAAUUACUUCUACAGCAAACAUUAACUUUCCAUAGCAACAACUGAAUCUGUCUUUGUAUUUCAUAGCAGGCACUGACUACCAAGGAAACUUUUAAUUUUGUAAAGCAACAGGCGACUUCUUAUGUAAAUGUUGUUUUCCUUUAGCAAUAGCAACCAGUUGUUUUUACAUUUGCACUAUUUCAGGUACAAAUAUGAACUUUGUUAAAAUCAAAUAAUUAUUUAGAAUUUAUAUCUUCUUUAGUUUAUAGCUUACAAUAUUACUUUUUCCUUGUCAUUGGGAAUAUAAAUACUCAGAUGAGCUAAUAAUGGACUUGAAACUCUCAAAUAUUGAAUACAACAAGAACAUAAUUUAUGGUUUCUAGUAUUUAUUUUUGCAUUUUGCAUUAUUAAUAAAUAACAGAUUCUUUAUCAAAAAUAAUUGUAAAAAUGUAGAAAACGAUAUUUGUUUUGAUUUAUACAAAGUCAAUGUAGUAAAGCAAUUUUUUAUACAGAUUUUCUUUCUAUCUUCAUAAUGAAAUGGAAAUAUAUAUCAAUACUACAAUAAUCCAUGUUUUAUUGUUUAAGAACUUUGUGAUUCAUCACUCAGGCCUACAAAAGUCUUUGACUUUGUGUGUGUGUACCUUUAAACACUAAAUCAGCUUUAAUCGGCAAAAUAAAAUCACUCAAAAGUGAUAUAGUUUUGUGAAAUAGAUAACUGAUACCCAUAUCUUUUACUGUUCACUUGGUCAAAUUAUUUCAACUUAACUUUACAGAAAUGAUCAGUUAUUAUUUUGGAUAUGUGAUAAAAAGAAAAUCACAUUUGUGUUGAUUCAUUUCUAAAGUUAUUGAACUUGUUUAAUAUUAAAUAUUUUGCUCGCCAGAGGCUAGCAUGAUAUUAUUUUAUCCAACUUGUUCGAUUUCAUUAGUACUGAACAUACACUUGUUCAAUGUCCUUUAUUUAUUUUUGAUAUCUGCUUAUAUUUUCAAAAAAAAAAGGAUUUAAGUUAUACAUUUGCUAAUUACCUAAGCAAUCUUUUUCUGCUGCUUAUUUUGGCAAUAAAUACAUUUGAGCUGCGUCUCGACAAAGCCAACAUAAUGGGUUUGCAACCAGAAUGGAUCCAGACUAGCCUGCGCAUCCGUGCAUUCUGAUCAGGAUCCAUGCUAUUCGCUUACAAACUCUAUAAUAAGUACAGAAACUGAUAGCGAACAGCAUGGAUCCUGAUCAGACUGCGAUUAUGUUGGUUUUGUCGUGACACGGCUCAUUUACAGUGUUUUAGCAAUUUGAAUGGAAAUAAAAAUAAUCCAUGGUUUACAUUUCAUUACUUUUACAAGUAUGACCAAGACUUUCACAUUCAGCUCUAGAUUUUCCAGGCAAUAAAUUGUGUACAUCUAACAUGCUGUUAAGUCAUUUAUUAAAUGUUAUGAACCUCAUAUUUGCCCUUUUUUAAGAAGGAAAUAUUAAAAGGUUUCUGAGGCAUAAUGUGCCUUUAAUUCUUGAGUAUAAUGAAAUGUAUGUUAACAUCAACAUAAUAAAAUUUGAAAAUUCAAAA
Messenger RNA from Ruditapes philippinarum (Manila clam), 4607 nucleotides. RefSeq lists its product as uncharacterized. Lineage: Eukaryota; Metazoa; Mollusca; Bivalvia; Venerida; Veneridae. The record is from RefSeq and is a predicted model, not a curated record. The coding region runs from base 314 to 868 and encodes 184 amino acids. The transcript is spliced from 6 exons.